AAGCUCUACUUGUUGAUCCGUGGUUCCUGUCUGUCAUGUCACAUGUUGACGUGCACUCGAGCUGCCAUCUACCUGCUGCUGAACCAGCUCAGGUUAGUGGACCACGGAGCCAUGCAGGAAGUCUAUCAAAUCGAACACAUUCUGAACCAGCACCUGGAGGAGAACCCAAAAACCACAGGAGAUGAGAUUAAAGAAGUGCUGAACGGGUUUACAGACAGGAUAGUUGGAGCAAACACUGAACGUCCAGAAAACUCCAGACCCAUUAAACACCUGGUUGAGAAGAAGAGCAGCCUGAUCAGUGACUUCUGGAAGAAUCAAAUGAAGAUCAGGAAGUGUCCUUACUGCAGGGGGGGCAGGUGUACAGUGCGACGUGAACACAACAGUAAGCUCAUUGUCACCUUGCCAUCAGGAACACAAACCAAACCAAACGAUCUGGUGUCUGGGAAGAGAAUCUUCCUGACGGCCAGCACAGCCCAAGAACACAUCACCAAAGUGUGGGAGAAGGAAGGGUUCUUCCUGAAGUGUCUGUUUCCCGGACUGGAAGAGACCACGGAGUCCAACGAGGGACAGAAAGGUUUCGGUCCAGACCUGUUCUUCCUGGAGCUGCUGCUGGUCCCACCCUGCAGGUAUCGUCCCAUCAACCGACUGGGCGACCAGAUGUUCACCAAUGGUCAGACGGUCAACAUGCAGGCUGUGAUGAAGGACUGCGGGGUCAUCAGAAAACUACUGGCUCUCAUUGCAGGAGAAAAGAGUUCUGAGCAGGCACAGGCUGCAGAUCCAGAAGAUGAGAUUUUUCUCUCUGGGAUUGUUGGACAGACGCUACCUGAAAAAUUGUACAACGUGUGGAUCCACUUGCAGAGCCACGUCAACAUUGUCUUUGACAGCGAAAUGGACAAACUGAUGACAGAGAAGUACCCAGGAAUUAGACAGAUCCUGGAGAAAAAAGAGGGAUUGUUCCGGAAACACAUGAUGGGAAAGCGAGUGGACUACGCUGCCCGCUCCGUCAUUUGUCCCGACAUGUUCAUCGAGACCAAUGAGAUAGGAAUACCCAUGGUUUUUGCCACCAAGCUGACGUACCCUCAGCCCGUCACACCGUGGAACGUAAAGGAGCUCCGGCAGGCGGUUCUGAACGGGCCCAGCACUCAUCCCGGUGCCUCCAUGGUGAUCAACGAGGACGGCAGAAAGACCAUCCUGUCAGCUUCAGACUUUGCUCAGAGGGAAGCGGUCGCCAAGCAGCUGCUGACACCCUGUCCAGUGCCACAUACGAUGCCCAUGAAGAUCGUAAACCGCCACAUAAAGAACGGAGAUGUUUUGUUGCUCAACAGACAGCCGACUCUGCACAGACCCUCCAUACAAGCCCACUGCGCUCGCAUCUUACCAGGAGAGAAGGUGCUCAGGCUCCAUUACGCCAACUGUAAGGCGUACAAUGCUGACUUUGAUGGAGAUGAAAUGAACGCUCACUUCCCUCAGAGUGAGCUGGGCCGAGCAGAAGCCUACACAUUGGUCAGCACCAACCAGCAGUACCUCGUCCCCAAGGACGGGAAACCCUUAGCAGGUCUGAUCCAGGACCACAUGGUAUCAGGUACCAAGAUGACGAUACGAGGCUGCUUCUUCACCAGAGACCAGUACACGGAGUUGGUGUAUCGAGGACUGACUGACAAGUCGGGCAGGGUGAAGCUGCUGCCUCCAGCUCUGCUCAGACCUCAGCACCUGUGGACUGGGAAGCAGGUGGUGUCCACGUUGCUGCUCAACAUAAUCCCAGAGAAAGCUGUGCCUCUAAACCUGGUGGGGAGGUCCAAGAUCCCCAGCAAGGCAUGGAUUCAGGUCCCCCCACGAGCCGCCCCCGGAUACAGAGCAGACAGCAUGUGUGACUCUCAGGUGGUGAUCCGUCAGGGGGAGCUGUUAGUCGGGGUUCUGGACAAAGCUCACUACGGUUCCUCGGCCUACGGUUUGGUCCACAGCUGCUAUGAGCUGUACGGAGGGGAGACCAGUGGGAAGCUGCUCAGCUGCCUGGCCCGGCUCUUCACAGCAUACCUGCAGCUGUACAGAGGCUUCACUCUGGGUGUGGAGGACAUCCUUGUCAAGCCUGGAGCCAAUAUUCAGAGGAAGAAGAUUAUUGAUGAAUCCCUGAAGAUUGGCAACAACGCCCUCCAGCUAGCGUUCAACCUGCAGCCUGACAUAGAUCCAGCUGAAGCUCGGAGCCGGUGGCAGGACGCUCACCUCAACCCCGACCAGAGAGACUUCAGCAUGGCCGACCACAAGUUCAAAGAGGUGGCCAACCAAGUGAACAACAGCAUCAACAAGGUGUGUAUGCCAGUGGGACUGCACACGUCUUUUCCAGACAACAACCUGCAGCUCAUGGUCCAGUCAGGAGCCAAGGGCUCUACAGUCAACACCAUGCAGAUCUCGUGUCUGCUGGGUCAGAUCGAGUUGGAAGGCCGUCGGCCUCCACUGAUGCCUUCUGGGAAAUUCCUGCCGUGCUUUCAGCCAUACGACCCGUCCCCCGGUGCCGGGGGCUUUGUGUCUGGAAGGUUUCUGACAGGAAUCAAACCUCAGGAGUUUUUCUUCCACUGCAUGGCUGGAAGAGAAGGACUGGUGGACACGGCUGUGAAGACGUCUCGAUCAGGAUACCUGCAGAGGUGCAUCAUAAAGCAUCUGGAGGGUUUGGUGGUCCAGUAUGACCUGACUGUGAGGGACAGCGAUGGGUCUGUGGUCCAGUUCUUGUACGGUGAGGAUGGGCUGGACAUACCUAAGACUCCGUUCCUGCAGCCAAGACAGUUCCCCUUCAUAGAAGACAACUACGAGGUCAUCAGGCAGUCCCAGGGUCUGGACAGGGUUCUGACUCAUUUGGACCCACAGAGUGCCAGUUGCCACUUCGCAGCCAUCCAACGCUGGAAAGCAAAGAGAGGAGCGGCGUGUCCUCGGACAGGAGCGUUCUUGCUGUUUUCUCAGAAGAAGUUGGCCAAACUGAGAGAAACUUUAGGAGCAGAGUCCACCACUCACCCAGACCCUGCUGUGGUGCAGCUGGGGAAGCAGUGGCACUCCCUGGAUGAGGCUGGCAGAGCCCGGUACUGCAGGAAGUCCUCCCGCUGCCCGGAGCCCUCACUGAGCCGGUUCAGGCCCGACAUCUGCUUUGGAUCAGUUUCUGAAAACUUCCACAACAUCACAGAGGAAUACCUCCAGAACAGAACCAGUGACCGACAGGAUUGCCUGGACUCCCACAGCCUUCGGCAGCUGCUGCACUACAAGUGGCAGCGAGCUCUGUGUGACCCGGGGGAGGCUGUGGGUCUGCUGGCAGCUCAGUCUAUAGGCGAGCCCUCCACACAGAUGACCCUCAACACCUUCCACUUCGCUGGCAGAGGAGAGAUGAACGUCACGCUGGGAAUCCCUCGUCUGAGGGAGAUCCUGAUGGUGGCCAGCUCGAACAUCAAGACCCCCAUGAUGAGCGUCCCUGUGCUCAACAACAGGAAGGCCCUGAAGAGAGCACGAGCACUGAGGAAGAAGCUCAGCAGGGUGUGCCUGGCUGAGGUCCUGCAGAAGGUGGACGUGGUUGAGACUUUGCGAAUUGAAAAGUAUCACAAGCAUCGGAUUUUCAAAGUAACCUUUACCUUCCUGCCUCCUGACCGUUACCAUGACGACAAGCUGCUAUCUCCUCAUCAGAUCCUCCGCUACAUGGAAACAAGAUUCUUCCGUCUUUUCCUGGAAGCCAUGAAGAAGCGUGUAGCCAAACUGGCCUCCAUCGCCGUGGAGACGAGGAAGGCCUCCCUCAGAGACAAAGACCCUGACGUGGAGGAGACAGCUGCCACAGCGGAGUUAGAUGAAGGAGGAGAGGAGGGGGAGAUAGUUGAUGACCAGGGGGACGAAGGAGAUGCCGACGCUUCAGAUGCCAAGAUAAGGAGCAAACAGGAGGAGGAGGUGGACUACGAGAGCGAGGAUGAAGAUGAGAGUGAUGAUGCUGAAGAUAAGGAGGAUGGGGAGGCUCAGGAGAACCCAGAGUCCAACUCGGUGGAGGAGUCUCAGCCUGAGCCUGCACCAGUGAUCGUGGAAACUAAGAAGAAGGGACCGUCAGAGGAUUCCUUGGUCCAGACGAGAGUGAACUCAGUCCUGCAGAUCAACUCAGCUGUAGAGAAAUAUUCCUUUGAUCAGGAGCAGGAACUCUGGUGUGAGAUCCUGGACAUCAACAGACUGUACUCCAAUGAAGUCCACGCCAUGGCCAACACGUACGGGAUCGAAGUGGCCCUGAAGGUCAUCGAGAAGGAGAUCAAAGAUGUCUUUGCUGUUUACGGUAUCGAGGUGGACCCCAGACACCUGUCUCUGGUGGCAGACUACAUGUGCUUCGAAGGCGCGUACAAGCCUCUAAACCGCCACGCCAUCCAGUCCAACUCGUCUCCUCUGCAGCAGAUGACCUUCGAGACGAGCUACAAGUUCCUCAAACAGGCCACCAUGCUGGGGUCGCAUGAUCAGCUGGUGUCACCCUCAGCCUGCCUGGUGGUUGGAAAGGUGGUCAGAGGAGGAACGGGUCUGUUUGAACUGAAACAACCUCUGCAGUAGUUUCCAUCACGCUGAGUGUACUUCCUGUUUCAGCUCGCUCUGUCGUCAGGUUAAACGUGCUCAUCGCAAAGAUUCAAACCAAACAAAAACUCAUCCUCAGCUGUAUCAUAUGGAGCAGUUUACUCUGGUCUGAAAUGCAGGUCCACACUGAAUGUAAACAAAACACUGCUGAGUUUACGUGCUCUACGUUAGGCUGGUCUGUGUAGGUGAAUAAAUAUGGCAGUAACUUUAAUGGCUGUGCUGAAUGUUUAGUUCAAGGACACGCUGAUGAGGAAAAUGCGUGGAUUACAUUUAUUUUGUGGAUUCCUUGUCUUGUCUUCAUGACUUUAUGAUGAGUGCCUUUAAAUUUCUAUAAACCAUUAUGCUCCUGAGCAUAUUGCAUUCUGCAGAUUGGCCAUUUCCAACAGACUAUUUAAAAAAGUUAAAAUUUUGUUAGA
Nematolebias whitei (Rio pearlfish) is the source of this 4988-nucleotide messenger RNA. It is a transcript of the gene polr1a, whose product is annotated as RNA polymerase I subunit A. Gene Ontology annotation, molecular function: DNA binding; DNA-directed RNA polymerase activity. The record is from RefSeq and is a predicted model, not a curated record. Gene Ontology annotation, biological process: DNA-templated transcription. Lineage: Eukaryota; Metazoa; Chordata; Actinopteri; Cyprinodontiformes; Rivulidae. Gene Ontology annotation, cellular component: RNA polymerase I complex.